Molecule: messenger RNA, 388 nt
Organism: Cajanus cajan (pigeon pea)
Lineage: Eukaryota; Viridiplantae; Streptophyta; Magnoliopsida; Fabales; Fabaceae
Source: RefSeq, a predicted model, not a curated record
UUUUCUAUGAUUCUCGUAACAUAUGAGGAGUACUCUUGUAUGUCGACAUUAUGGAAAGCUACGUUCUCCUUUUGGUACAGACACCAUACUAAAAGAAACUGAUACUCCCGAGUCGGCAGUUGCAAAGCUUUUUGCAUCUGCUAAGAUGAGUAGCACAGAGUUCCCUCAAUAUGGGAUGCCAAGUCAUUGUUUGCAAAGUUUGCCUUCUGAAGAACAAAUGAAGGCAAUGGCUCUUGAGGUUCAAAAUCUUCUUGUUUCUGGGAAAAAGAAGGAGGCUUUACAAUGUGCUCAAGAAGGACAAUUGUGGGGACCUGCACUUGUUCUUGCUUCACAACUUGGCGAUCAGGUCAGAUAUCAAAAUUUCACAGUUUAAUACUCUGCUGAUAUU